Molecule: messenger RNA, 834 nt
Organism: Eruca vesicaria subsp. sativa (arugula)
Lineage: Eukaryota; Viridiplantae; Streptophyta; Magnoliopsida; Brassicales; Brassicaceae
Source: the annotation of a GenBank genome assembly
AUGGAGGAAGACUACAUAAGAGUGAUUAACAUAACAGUGUUUGGAGUAUUCUCAUGGGGUCUGAUUUUCAUCGUCCUCCGUAGAGUUUUCUCAAAAUACUCAUUCGAUUUCAGCACUCGUAUUGUCUCGGCACUUCAUGCCACAGUUGCUGUCGUCUUAGCAACUCUUACAGUUCAAGAUUGGUCUUGUCCAGUUUGUCCCACUGCUUCCAAGUCAACUAUCCAGCAGAUGGAAACGAUGGCGUUUUCGUUGUCUUACAUGAUCUAUGAUCUCAUUUGUAGUCACUUUGAUCAAGUCCUAAGCAUUGAUAAUUCGGUUCAUCAUUCUAUCUCCAUUCUUGGUUUCGUAGUUGGACUUUGCUCCCGAGAGUGUGGAUCUGAGAUAGUGGCAGCAUUGUGGAUAGCAGAGAUCUCGACUCCAUUUCUUAACCUCAGGGUGAUUCUAAAAGAGAUUGGUUAUAGAGACACCGAUCUCAAUCUUGCCGCUGAUGUGUGUUUUGCAAUAAUCUUCUCAUUAGCGAGAAUGGUGGGUGGACCUUAUCUCGUUUACGUCACGAUAUCAGCUCAUAAUCCCUUCCUCAUCAAGGCAAUGGCCUUGGGAUUACAACUCGUGAGCGCUUUCUGGUUCUAUAAAAUCCUCAAGAUGAUGAGAUACCAACUUACUAAAAGAUCAAAUUCCCACUGAAAAUUUACUUGGCUGAAGUUAAUUUACUAGAAAUUGAUGGAUCCAAAAUUCAUCAUUUUAAUAAUACUUGAAUGUUUAAAUUGAUAUAUUCCAAAUUUUAUGGUCAAAUUAAUAAUGAGAACUCAUAAGCUUUCUCUUGUAUGAGUGUGU